Molecule: messenger RNA, 1361 nt
Organism: Formica exsecta
Lineage: Eukaryota; Metazoa; Arthropoda; Insecta; Hymenoptera; Formicidae
Exons: 2
Coding region: 139-1227 (362 amino acids)
Source: RefSeq, a predicted model, not a curated record
GCUUUUACCUCUCGCCAUAACCUAACUAAUCAAAUGAAAUCAUGCCGCCUCCGCGGGAUAGAAGCCGGUCACCCGUAAAAAAAAGGCUUUACCGCCAAGGACGAUAGUGAUUCUGAAACGCAGGAAGCAAUCCUAAAUAUGAUUGCCAGCUCUGUUCCUCCACUGCCAUGCGAGUCUCCGGACAGCGACAUGGAGGCCGAGCCAACUCAAGAAAAAUCUCUCACUUCACAGUCCAAUCAGGAAAAUAGUGUCGAUAAUGAACCCUCCUCGUCCGCCUCUAAAAUCUCAAGAGAUGCAAGUGACCAAAGCUACACUAGUUUCUCUACCCUCAAGAGACAAUCUCGAAACACCCAAGACGAGGAAAAUUCAGUUCCAAAAAAGCUCAAUGCUUCGAAGCAGAUCCCAGACGCUGUCUUAGCAAACAGAUAUCCCAAGUUUUCACAAGGACCUUAUGAAAUUGUUGUUACGUCCAUAGGAUCAGUCAACUCUUCCAUCCACCCUCUCAUAGUGGGCCGUCUUCUCAGUUCCACUCUUAAAAAGGAUAUAACAGAAAUCAAGAAACUUGGCUUCUCUAAAGUAUCAGUACAAUUUAAAUUGCGGGAGGCGGCAAACAAUAUAAUCAAUAAUCCAAUUCUCAAUUCAAAUAACCUAAUCGCCUAUAUUCCUUCUUACAGAGUAUCGAGACAAGGAGUAAUAAGAAAUAUACCACUAGACCUCGCUGAAAAUACUAUUAAGGAAGAAAUUGACAGCUCGGUUGGGAUCAUCUUCGUGCGGAGGCUCAGCAGAAAGAUUAUUGAUCCAUCCACAAGAUCGGUGAGCUACUCACCCUCCAAAUUUAUCGCAAUUACUUUUGAAGGGCAGACGGUCCCACAGUUUCUCUACUUGUAUAUGGUCAGGCCUUGGUUCCUAAAGCUCGGCCUUGACCGCGAGGAAAUAGUCACGGCAUGCCGAAUCAGAAGCAACCACUACAACUUACACGCCAGUCUAUAUCGCUGUAACAUCAUAUCCUCGCCUGCAUGCGAAUGCGGUCACCCAUCACAGGACAUAAACCACACUCUAUGGAUCUGCCCCAGACACCAAGACCAUAGACCUUACCUGCUCAAGAAAUUGGAGGAAAAAUCUAAGAAACCUCCCCCCUUUGACGCAUUUGAACUCCUCUCAAUACCCUCUGCUGGAAUCAUCUCAUGCUUGGCCUCUUUCUUUAAAAAAUGCAACCUGAAUAUCUGAGGAUAUAACUUGACACAAUCUCUGCAGAAACACUGUCUUCAUUAUACAUUGACUUGGCCGAGUGGGCCAGUACAAUCGGGCCCGGAGCCAUUCAACUGAAGAAGAAGAAGAAGAAAGAUUGAGAUUGAAGUUGA